This is a messenger RNA of Durotheca rogersii, 1925 nucleotides long. RefSeq names its product FAD/NAD(P)-binding domain-containing protein. Bases 165 to 1925 code for a protein of 586 amino acids. Gene Ontology annotation, molecular function: oxidoreductase activity. NCBI's taxonomy places the organism in Eukaryota, Fungi, Ascomycota, Sordariomycetes, Xylariales, Xylariaceae. The transcript is spliced from 2 exons. The record is from RefSeq and is a predicted model, not a curated record.
AGGAUGCGUAUCCGUGUAAACAAACAUAUUUCUAGAUCGGACGUAUCAUCUCGGGCCAGGAACUUCAGGCAUCAAAUAAUAAACGGUCUUGGUCGUUGACUAGACCGUUGGCUGGCCGGUGACAGUUUUGAUCGCGAUAAUACCGCGUGGGGGGCACAUACCCUAUGGCACCGAAUGGGCACACGGCCUCGGAUGGCCGUAAGCGAGUUCUCGUUGUCGGGGCUGGCGCUGCCGGCAUGUCCACGGCGUACCAUUUGUCGCAGCACCCGGACAAGUUCGACGUAACACUUAUCGACGCCGCCGACUACUGCGGUGGUCAAGCGUUCUCGAUCCCUCUCGAUGAGAGUUGCCACGGAGCAUCCUGGUGCAACCAGGGAGUCCAGGGCGGCUCCUAUGUCUUCCACCAUACUCUGACCAUGUUCCAUCGCCAGGGCUUUCGCGCCGACCCUGUCAACCUCCAGGUUUCCUUUGGGAAAGGGGACACCUUCUGGACCAAUGUGUACCCAACCCAGCUAUUGGUCCAUCAUCAGAAGCAGGUCAGGCGACUUCCUAUGGUGCUCAAGGCGAUGCGCUGGUUCGAGUUAUUCUUUGCUAUACUUCCUCUCAGGUUCGUGCUGAAACUGUUCGGAUUCUCCAAAGAUUUCAUCAACACGGUCGCGCUACCUAUGACGGCGCUGUUCCUGGGGACCGGAAACGCCACCCCUGAGGUCCCGGCGGUCAUGUUCGAACGGCUCUGCACGUCGCCGACGUACGGAAUGUGGUAUGAGCUCGAUAAGAACACCGUCCUCAGCAGUAGGCCACCCAUGGUUGCCUUUCCCAAUCUGUCUCAAUUCUAUGAUACGUGGAGGGGCGAUCUCGAGAGGCGUGGCGUGUCAAUCCGUCUAUCGACGGAACUCAUUGAGAUUGUUCGUCGAAACAAGCACGGAGUGGUUGUCAGGCUUCAAACAGGGACUGUCGUGCCUGAUGGACGCAGCCAGUCGGGCGGCGAUCCCGAUUCUCCAAUCAGCGAAGAGGUCUACGACGAGAUAGUGCUAUGUUGUCUCGCAGACGCUGCGAAGAAGGUCCUCGGCCGGGAGGCGACUUGGAGAGAGAAGACGGUGCUCGGGUCCGCCAAGUUCAGCGACGACGUCACGAUCACUCACACCGACGCCGAGUACAUGGAAAGGCACUACGAGAAUUUCUACAGGGAGGAUCUAGCCGUGGCUGAGAUCAACGGCGUUGACUACGCGCCACGUCUUGAGUAUGCGACCGAGCACUUCUGCCCAAUGUACUACAUCAAAUCGUACGAGGAGGACGGGUCGAAGCUCGAAAUGUCUUUUGACACUACCAAUUACCAGAGCCAGUUUCCCGACAGGAUGCCUUUCCAGCAGCACGUAUUCCAGACCAUCUACCUCAACAAGACCCGUGACCGGAAACUGUGGAAGAAGGAUGAUAUUCGUCGCGAUAAAAUUAUCCGCGAGGACUGGUGGCAUCAACUCUGCCACACCUAUACUCACUAUCUCUUCGUCGUCCCGUGGAUGCGGUUCCUCCAGGCUAGGAAUCACACCCGAUUUGCAGCGUCGUGGACCCUGGUCAAUGCACACGAAGUCGCAAUGGUUUCAGGCAUAGCAGCUGCUGUCGACUUGGGGGCCGAGUACCCCGAGGACCUUGAGAAUGAUGGCUUUGCAUUCCUGUGCUUCCGGCUCUACUAUCUCCUCGCCUAUGGAAAGUGGUACAGGCGUCGGUUCACUGGGGACCAGAGGGGGUCCGCCACUCCGGCUGCAAGGGAGGGCUACGGAUGGGGGACCGGUGUGUCCGGCAGCGUAUACGAAGGUCCGGGUGUAUCGACCGCUGAAGGAGAGACGUGGAGGGAGGAGCGCGAGAGCGGCGCAAGCACCAACGACCUAGCCAAUGCAAGACGGAGAACAACACACCAGAGUGCAUGA